Molecule: messenger RNA, 2341 nt
Organism: Beta vulgaris subsp. vulgaris (sugar beet)
Lineage: Eukaryota; Viridiplantae; Streptophyta; Magnoliopsida; Caryophyllales; Amaranthaceae
Exons: 2
Coding region: 559-1881 (440 amino acids)
Source: RefSeq, a predicted model, not a curated record
UCUCUUCAUCUUUUUUUAUACUACCUUCUUCUGUCCUCCAUUCUUCACUGAACACAUUUAAAACCUUCACACGCCUCUUGUUUAUCCAUGGCACACUCGAAUAUUUCACUCAAAAUCCAGGGUAAUAUCGCCAAAUCACAACGUUCUUAUAGUAAUAUAUAUAUUUACUACCAAUCACACGUAUAAUUAUUAACUUUCACUAGUAAAUUAUAUAAACCUUCAAACUUUGGAUUUUCUGAUUAUCAAGUCGUUGCCGUGUUUGACCCCAAAAGCCAUUUAAGAGAGAAAACAAACAAGAAUAAAUUUCAGAAAUCUGGGAUUAAUUUCUCAUAUAAAUUCUAUAUUUGGGUUUUUUUUUCAAGUCAAAUCAAACCCAAAUUUUUUUUCUUGGUUUUUUUUUUUUGUUCAUUCUCUGUUAAUUCUGAAUCAAAAGUUUCAAUCUUUUGUUCUGGGUUUUUCUUAAAAUAGGAAGAUUCAUGAGAUUUGUGGUUUUCUCAAUUUGUUUGUGUAUGUAAUUUUUUUUAGAGAGAGAAAGUAUAAAUAUUUAUAGAGAGAGAGAUGAGCAGAGGAGGUAAUGGGGAGAUGAGAAAUGUAAAUACUGCUUUGGAAACCAUAAACGCGGCUGCUACUGCGAUUGCUUCAGCUGAGUCUCGAGUUCAACCUCCUUCUGUUCAGAAGCGAAGGUGGAGCAGCUGUUGGAGCAUAUAUUGGUGUUUUGGCUCACAAAAGAAUAGCAAACGGUUUGGACAUGCCGUCCUUGUUCCUGAGCCAACACCCCCUGGAAAUCGAACUGCUGCUGCACAGGCUCAACAUUCAACUCAACCACCUGCUACCAGAAUACACUUUGUUGCUCCUCCCUCAUCUCCAGCAUCAUUUGUUCCUUCAGAACCGCCGUCAGCUCUACAGUCUCCUGCAGGCUCCACGGGUCUUAACUCUCUGUCUCCUAAUAUGUACUCCCCUGGUGGACCCCGCUCUAUUUUUGCCAUUGGUCCAUAUGCCCAUGAGACCCAGUUAGUCACUCCACCUGUCUUCUCAACCUACACCACUGAACCUUCCACUGCCCCUUUUACCCCACCUCCUGAGUCGGUUCACUUGACAACUCCUUCCUCUCCUGAGGUGCCAUUUGCUCAGCUUCUAGAUCCCAUUCACCGCAAUGGUGAUAUGGGUCAUAGGUUCUACCCAUCGCAUUAUGAUUUUCAAUCCUACCUUCUUCAUCCUGGAAGUCCUGUGGGCCCGCUUAUAUCACCUGGUUCUGCUGUCUCGGGUUCAGGUACAUCCUCACCCUUUCCCGAUCCUUAUUUUCCUGAUAUACGAUAUGGAGUUCCUCAGAAGCUGCUUACUCUUGAAGUCGGCCCUAUGCGGGAAUGGGGAUCACAGCAAGUGUCGGGUUCUGUGACCCCAGAUGUUGUCCAGCCCAUGUCUCGAGAUUUGCAUCGACAAGAUUCUGUGGUUUCUCCUCUUCCAAAUAUACCCAAUGGACAUAGAAACAAUGAAUUUCUGAUUGAUCACCGAGUCUCCUUCGAGCUGACUUCUGAGGAUGUGGUCAGAUGUGUGGAAAAGAAGCCCACAGCAUUGCCUAAAGCACUGCAAAACGCUGCUGAGAGAGAUUACAAUACAGAGGACUUGGUUGAUGACAGUGCUAGUGCCGGAACUUCUGAGAAAGGACAGACAAACUAUGAGGAGGCGCAGCGGCAUCAGAAGCAGCGUGCUGCCUCUCUCGGUUCGAUAAAGGAAUUCAAUUUCGACCAUGUGAAUGGGUUGGAUACGGCUAAACCAUGUAUCAGCUCAAACUGGUGGGCUAAUGAGAAGGUUAUAGGGAAAGAAGAUGGAUCUGGCAAAGACUGGUCCUUUUUCCCGGUGAUGCAGCCGGGCGUCAGAUAGCAGAUGUAAGUAUAUUUGGGUGGUCCAAGCCCAGUUUCUGAUGUACUCACACACACAUAAACACACAUGAACACAAUAAAUUGUUGGUCCCUAACUGAAAAGUGUGAAGUUUUGCACUUCGAAGUUCUCGGGGUUACCGUAAUUUUACAAUGCUGACUUCAUAUAGAUGGAGCCAUAAGGGUUACCGAGUUUUCCUUUUUGGUUCUCUUUGAAGUAGGUCGGGAUCUUAGUGGAUGAAGAUGGCAAUGUUUUGUUAGAAGUUAGAAAUAGGGUAUGGAUCAUAAUAUGACUAGUAUUUUCACUUCUGAUUUAUCAUCAGAACUAACCCUUUUAGUCUAUAGUUCUUUAGGCCUUGUUUGUUUGUAAGCAAUGUUUUGGAAUGUAUAAUACAUAGUGGAAGUUAGCAAUGUUAGUACAGAAUAAAAAUUAAAUAAAAUCUCAUCCUUGCCUGUUUCUCUUA